This is a messenger RNA of Pomacea canaliculata, 1883 nucleotides long. RefSeq lists its product as uncharacterized. Lineage: Eukaryota; Metazoa; Mollusca; Gastropoda; Architaenioglossa; Ampullariidae. Bases 375 to 1649 code for a protein of 424 amino acids. The transcript is spliced from 8 exons. The record is from RefSeq and is a predicted model, not a curated record.
GCUUAGUUAUGCAUGUAACCAAGAGCACUUUACAUAGAUCGAGGAAGUAUUACAUUGCACGAUCCAGAUAAUGUGAACUUUGCAGCUGCAAAAGCAGAUAUCAACCCUACCUCACCAAUACGCCUUUGAUAAGUCUUUCGUCAAUAAUAUUCUUUAUCAACACCUUAUCUCCCACUGUGCUAUUUAGAGGACAGUCAUAUAAAGGCUUUUAUAACCAAGUAACUACUUGAUCCCGGCCGCUUUCAAAGGAGACUCUGAGCUGUCUGUCAUAGUACUUCCGCGGAGUUUGCUGUUGCCAUAUAGCAUGUGGGCAACAGGUUGUGUUUUGGCUUUAAAGGCAGGUUCUGAUGUUCGCUACAUGCAUGUGACGGAAGAUGUACCAUAUCCUUGAGGUUAUUGAAGAUGGUAAAAAGAGAACAACAAUUGUUCCCGAUGAAUGGCUAAUAACAACGGGCAGCAACAAGUGCUUCUGGCCCAACUGCAAUGCAGAUUUAUCCUGGGUAAAACACAGGAGGAAACCAGGUCCUAAUUGGAGGGUGUUUAACUACAAAAGGAUUGUUAAAAGUACAUCUUCAUACGAGAAAAGCCUGGAUUUGCUCAUGAAGGCAGCUUACAGCAGUGAACUGAGAAGCAACUGCCUGGCUGAUGCUGCCGCUGAGUGCAGUGCAAGACAGAAACAAAGAUCACGACCAAGAAAGAUAUGGAGCCCUAGCUGUGUUAGUGCUGAUGACCUGUCACACACCUUUGACUUAGAUGUUGAAACAUCUCCAGAAGUAAUUCUUGGAACUCAUUUGUCAUCUGCUGCUUUAAACAUAAGACCAAAGCUAAGUUCAUCUUCCCCAGUGCACCAUCAUCUACCUCAGAGAAUUCCAGCACCUAAUUCUUCAAGAGCAAGAUCAAGAUCACCAGUCUGCAGGAGCUUGCCUUCAGCUAGCCAUGCACCACCAAGACCUUUAGUAGUUUGUCGGUCACGAUCUCAGUCCCCCAUUGACAGACAAUGUUUACAUGCUUUCACAUCAGCACCACCAUCAGUGCCAGCUUCCUGGUUAUCAACACCAUCAGCCACUGUGACUGACUUGCCAUCUGGAUUAUGUAUAGAGCAAGUAGCUCCUUUCUUUGAAAGGAUGUUCACAAAAAUGGAAGAGUUCAUGUCAGAGCUGAAGAUCCUACAGGAAAAGGUUGACCACCUCGAAGCCAGAUUAGGGCAAGCCUAUAUUGGUUCCAAACCUCUAGUUCCAGCCCUGCCUGAGGGCUUCAUUCUUCCACUGCAAGAAGUUGUGCAGCUAGAGCAGAUGAACAGUGACCUGGCUGAUACUGAGAUCAAGCAUAGGAUGGUUUUGUACCUAUUCAACUUUGGAGGCCGCUCGCCGAAGGAUGCACUAUACAGGAUGCUCAAAGAACUGCUGGAACCACAGUUGUCAAUACUGUACAGCAUGGAGGGCAAAAAGGGAAAACUGAAGUUCAACAGUCUGAAGAAUUUCAAAAUGACAGUUUAUGAAGCAAUAAUGCUGAAAUUCAAAGAAGCGACUGUGGCUGCACUUGAUAAAUACACUGGAGAAUGGCUUUCCAUGUCAUGUGACCGUGGUGGGGGCCGAAAAAAGAGAGAAGAAGAGAAGAAAAAGCUACAGCAGCAGGAACAAUGUUGCUGAUGUGUUGCUGCUGGAUGGUGGGGAAGGCUUUGAUACUGAAGUGAAAUCAAUAGCAUCAUUCUCAUUUUCUGUUGUGAUGGUGGAGAUGUAGGAGAGCAAGAAACAUGUGGGAGAUGGUUAAGAUAAGAGUGAAAGAAGUGUGCAAGUAUUGUAUUUUGUGUGUGAAGAAUGAGCAAUUACAUUUAUGACAAUGAUGACAGAUCAUUGAACUGCAAUAAAAGUUUUUACACAAUA